Messenger RNA from Lycium barbarum (goji berry), 3993 nucleotides. RefSeq names its product F-box/FBD/LRR-repeat protein At1g13570-like. Bases 2524 to 3843 code for a protein of 439 amino acids. The record is from RefSeq and is a predicted model, not a curated record. Lineage: Eukaryota; Viridiplantae; Streptophyta; Magnoliopsida; Solanales; Solanaceae. Gene Ontology annotation, molecular function: protein binding. The transcript is spliced from 3 exons.
ACCUGAACUACUCUGUGCCUACAAAACCCAAAUCCAAAGACCUAAAAAGAGGCAAAAUUGGUCAACACUUGAAGACACAUACAAAUUAGUCCUCAGCUUCAAGACUAAAGUACACAUAAAAGUAUUUGAUUCUUUCUUUUUUGGAUCUUCCAAUAUUAGGUCUUGAUAACCUUAAGUUUCUGUUUCCCUGUUCUCUUUUAAGUAAAAAUCAAAUCUUUCUCACUUGGGUGUUGUUAGUUUUAUGAAACAAAGGCUGUAUCCUCCUUUUUGUUACUGUUUUUUUAGAUGUUGGUUUUCUUGAAUCUUGGGUAUGUAAAAAAGCUGCUUAAUUUAGUUGAUUUAAGCAUUUUUUGUGCUUAACUUGGUUUUUGCAAGCAUUCUUGAUUUGCUUGAAAUUUGUCAUUAAUGUGGAUUGCUUAAAAUGUUUUCCUAUGUGAGCUUAAGUAUCUGCUCUUUUUAAAAAUCAAAUCUUUAUCAUUUGGGUGGUGUUAGUUUAUGAAACAAAAGGUCUUAUCUUCCUUUUUGUUACUCUUUUUUAGAUGUUGAAAAGCUGCUUUAUUUGGUUGAUUUAAGCAUUUUUAUCCUUAUUUUGGUUGAUGCAAGCAUUUUUGUGCUUAAUUUGGUUGAUAUAAGCAUUUUUAUGCUUAAUUUUGGUUGAUGCAAGCAUUUUUAAGCUUAAUUUGGUUGAUAUAAUCAUUUUUUUAAUGCUUAAUUUGGUUGAUUUAAGCAUUUUUUUUUAUCUGUUUGAAUCCUUAAUGUGAUUUGCUUAAAAUGUUUUCCUAUGUAAGCUAAAUAGAAGAAAAUAAGUUUGUUUAGGGUUUAAGUUGUUUUCUCAUUCAAACUAUUUGCUACUUGUCUGAGCUGUUGAAAGAGUCGGCCUUGAAAGCCGAAGUAUUUGUGGAAAUACUGGGGAUUCGAAUCCCUUUCCAUCCACGAGGUCUAAGUUGCCUCUUGCGUUAUCUAUAGAUAAGAACGAAUUGGAGCGACUCGACUGAUAUGAUAAGAUGGAAUGAAAGUUUGUGUUAUAUUUAGUUAGGACCUUGCCUCCCUUUUGUUAACUUCCGCUCUCCUUGUAUAUGUUUCCCAUAGAGAAGACCGUAAUAGGGUUAUACGCAUUCUCAUUACGAGGAAGGGUCAUUGCUGUUGUUCAUGCUAUAAGAUAUGGUUUUAGUUCUUACAAAUUUUGUGGGACAUGUGAUUUGUGUGUGUCCGCUUAUAUGGGGUGGGGUGAGUGGGUUAUAGUUGUGUGAGUAAAAAUAGGGCGGAUGCAGAGUAAUAUUACCAGGUUCAUCUGAACCCAGUGCGUUCGAGGAGGCACAUAUAUUUAUAUGAAAAAGUCCACAAAAAUUGCAACAAAUAGUAGUAGAUAUGAACCCAUAAUUUCAAAAAUCCAAUGGGUUCAACACUAAAAACCUUAAAUAUAGAACCCUAUAAGUUUAAAUCCUGUAUCUGAUCUGUCACUCUGUGUAAGUUUUUUGUAGGAAAAGUCUCUUUUGUCAGAGGAAGCUAGAUCUACAAUUGGAGUUGUACCAUCAGUUAGAGCAGUGUUAUCAAAAGCGAAAAGCGCAAAAAGCUCUAACGUUAGCUGGGGCUUUAAGCGCAAAGUGCAAAUAAAGCGUGAUCUUUAGUGAAACAAAGCGCAAUGGUGCAUUAGAAAUAUAAGUAUGUUUAGUCCAAGACUUAUAAUAGUAAGCAUGAAUAACAAAUAUAUGGACAAAGAAAUUGUAAAACCAUCACGAUAAAGUGAAAUAUCAAUCAUAUAGUGUCACCUCUUCAAGAGAGGCUCAAUGGCAAGGAAAAGUAUGUCUUGGAGCCUUGAUGACGACACUGAAGCGCACAUAAAGCGAGGCGAAACGCUCAACAUGUUUUGAGCGUUGCUUCAGGGCUUAACCGCGCCUUUGACAACACUGAGUUAGAGUGUUAGUAUAUAAAAUCAAGUUAGUGAGUAUAAGGAUCAUAGAAGUAUCCGCCCUCCAACUUAUAAAAAUCAUGUUUAGAUGAACAUACAUAUUGAUGUAAGGUGUGAUAGGAUUUGCAUAUGUAAGGUGUAAAAUGUAAUAAAGCUACUAAGCUUAAGUAGGCUAUUCAAAUUAUAGUUGUAAAAAUUACUAGCUUGAUGUCAAAACUAGCCAAAACUGUGAAACUACUAAGCUGAUUUUAUGAGUGAUUACCAAAUAUUUGAUAAUGAUUUGUCCCUCAUCUGUAACUGUAGAUGUCAGUUGAUGAAGCUUAUUAGCAGUAAAACAUCAUGUCAUUCGUUCUUUCCUUUUUCUUUUGAUUUUCCGUUUUGAAUAAUGAAUCUUAAUAAUUACUACAUUCAUGAAGUAUAGAUGAAAGGGGUUCUUGCUGUAGAUUCAAGGAUGUUAUUAGGACUAAGAUGAGUUGUUUCAGUUAGAAUGCAGCCAUUCUUUUUAUCUUAUUGUUAUAGCGUGUUGACUAAUAUUGCGGAUAACUGCUAUGUGAUCCCUGUUACUCUGUGCAGAUAGUUUUGCCAUUUGUUACCUUUGUAUUAUUGUGUAUUUCAUGCAGGUUCUUACAGGCUAUUAUUGUUAUAUCAUGCCUCCAAAGGGCAAGAAGCGUAGUUCUCGAACUGUACCUCCCGAUAUACUUAGCAAUCUUCCUGAUAAUAUAAUAGAUGCCAUUAUGAUGCAUUUGCCUUUACGUGAUGCCGUGAGGACAAGCAUCUUAUCGACGAAGUGGAGGUAUAACUGGUGCAGACUUCCAGAGUUGACGCUUGAUCAAGCACUUUGGGAAAUGACAGAUAACGGAAUAUCACCUACGAUUAGAUUUACAAACAUAAUCUUCCACCUUUUGACCCUCCAUGUCGGACCAAUUUCUAAGUUUGCACUCUCCAUUGCUACUCUGGGAAACUGUCCGAAAAUUGACAACUUGAUAUGCUUCCUCUCUAGGAAUGGCAUUCAAAACCUGGUUCUUCAAUUUCCGAAGGAUAAUCUAUACAAGUUGCCUUCUUCAUUUUUCAUGUGUUCGCAAAUGAGACAUUUGAGUCUCAAUAAUUGUAUAUUAAAUCCUCCACCUGCUUUCAAAGGAUUUGAUCAGUUAGUUAGCCUGGAACUUUGUGAAGUCACAAUUUCUUCCAAAUAUUUUAGAACUCUAAUCUCUUGUUGCCCGUUGCUCGAGCAGUUGGUGCUGCACUCAAGUAUCACAAACCACAUUCAAAUUACAUCUCCCAAGUUGAUAUCCUUUGACUUCAGAGGCCGUAUAAACUUUAUUUCUUUAAAAGAUGUCCCUCUUCUCGCAAAACUUUCACUUGUAGAUACCGGAUAUUAUGAGAAGGCAGGAAAAUGUGGUAUUGCCAAGUUUCUUGAGUCUUUUCCUGUUCUCGAGCAUCUCCACUUGGAUUAUUAUAGUGUCCGGUUCUUUGCAGGCGAAGUACCAGGGCAGCUCCCCUCUGCUCUUAACUGUCUUAAACGUCUUUGCCUAUCCGAUAUUUCUCUAGAUGAACUAGAUGUGGCUUCAUGUACUCUUUACUUGAUAAAAAGCUCCCCUUAUUUACAACAAAUCGAAAUUAAGGUGUAUGAUGAAGAUGAAUGGGUUGAGCGAACGGUGGAUGAUGUUAUCGAUGCUAUUCUAGAGCAAGUUGAAGGCUUAUCAGAUGUGACAUUGAAUCACCUCAGAGCUGUUAAGCUUACCGGUAUAUCAGGCACAGAACCCGAAAUGGAACUUAUCAAGUUUCUCUUAGCCAAGUCUCCGAUUCUCAGUAGAAUGCUAAUCAAGCCCGGGCUUGGAGAUGGAUCUCCUGAAACAAGACUCGAGGUACUCGCAGAGAUAACACAAUUUCGGCGGGCAUCACCUAAGGCAGAAGUUGAUUAUAAACUUACAUAGAUUACUAUCGAGAAUAUCACAAUCCUGUUUAACUCUACUUGUCUUUUUGCAAGACCAUGUUCUAUUGAAUAUUCCUGUUUAAUUUCUUCUUUAUUCACUAUUGAAGAAUCUUUUUAAAAGGCAAUCAACUGCAUUUCAAUUCUAUGACUA